Mesorhabditis belari is the source of this 564-nucleotide messenger RNA. The record is from the annotation of a GenBank genome assembly. NCBI's taxonomy places the organism in Eukaryota, Metazoa, Nematoda, Chromadorea, Rhabditida, Rhabditidae.
AUGGAGAUUCGUUGCUGCUUUUGUUGUGAGGACUAUCGAAUAGUGAUAGAGGACGAGUACUCGGGAACACCGGGCAGUGAGUACACGUGUUGUCAGGGCACUGUUCACAUAAAGACAGCCACAAUGUACGUGGGCAUUUCCGCGUUGAUCCUCUCGGCUUUCUCGACGAUUUGCAUGUUUUUCGGGAUCUAUUCAGUCAAUCUCUGGUUGGAUAUCAUUCUGAUCGUUGUGAACACAGUGGUCGCCAUUCUAUUAUUGAUUGGGAUUUAUUAUGAGAAAGCAUGGAUGAUGAUUCCGUUUAUUAUUACUGAGAACGUCGACCUUGACGUUGAGGUUGACGUUGACAUUGACGUUGACGUUAACGUCGACCUUGACGUUGAGGUUGACAUUGACGUUGACUUUAACAUCGACCUUGACGUUGACGUUGACGUUGACGUUGAUGUUGGCGUUGACGUUGAUGUUGACGUUGAUGUUGACGUUGAUAUUGACGUUGACGUUGAUGUUGACGUUGAGGUUGACGUUGACGUCGACCUUGACGUUGACGUUGUUGACGAUGAAUUGCAA